AUGUCGGACGUCAAUGAGUCUUAUCGAAGGCGUCAGCCCUUGGGAGAUGUGUCGGGCCGAUUGAACCACCCCAAGUCGCCAAAUGUCGAGACACCACACCUGAGAUUCGAAGAAUCUGAACAUUUGAAGAGUUCUGACCGGAUGUCUAUUUGUAUGACUCCAACUCCACAACGGAAUAAGGAAAAUGAACGUCUCUCCGUGGCCACCGAUUUCCAACCCAACUCAGCCCGAAACUCCAUCAUGUCUGCGGCAUCCAUCCUGUCAACCAAAGGGAAGAGAAAGACACACGUGGGACCAUGGCAGCUGGGACGGACACUGGGAAAAGGGGCCACUGGACGGGUUAGACUGGCCAAGCAUGCUGUCACCGGACACACGGCCGCUAUCAAGAUCGUUUCGAAAAAGUCGGCUGCUAUGGUUCAGAGUGAGAGUAUCGCGGCAAUGGACCGCAAUAUGGGAAACUUCCCUACCAACCCAGCCACCCGACAAAUGCCUUGUGGGAUUGAACGUGAAGUGGUCAUCAUGAAGUUGAUUGAACAUCCGAAUGUGAUCAGUCUCUAUGAUGUUUGGGAAAACCGUGGAGAAUUGUAUCUUGUCCUCGAACACGUCGAGGGUGGAGAGUUAUUUGAUUAUGUAUCUAACAAUGGACCGCUGCCUGAAGAAGAGGCCGUACGACUGUUCCGACAAAUCAUUGCGGCCCUUGGGUACUGUCAUCGUUUCAAUAUCUGUCACCGCGAUCUGAAGCCCGAAAACAUCUUGCUUGAUUCAAACCAUAAUGUCAAGCUGGCUGACUUUGGUAUGGCCGCACUCCAACCUGCAGGCCACUGGUUGAACACUUCAUGUGGCAGUCCUCAUUAUGCAGCACCGGAAAUCAUUUAUGGCAGAAAGUAUCGUGGAGACAGAGCUGAUAUGUGGAGCUGUGGUAUUAUCCUGUAUGCCCUUUUGACUGGUUACUUGCCAUUUGAUGGAGGUGAUUUGGGCAACACCCUGCGGCUUGUGAAAAAAGGAGACUACAUCAUUCCUCCCGAGUUGAGCGAUGAAGCAGCCGACCUGAUUCAGCGUAUCCUCCAAAAGCGCCCGGAGGAUCGGAUAUCUAUGAAAAACAUUUGGUUGCAUCCGUUGUUAACCAAGUAUGAAAAACUGCACAAUGCCAUGGUCGAUCACUACGUCGGCCCUCCGCCUGCCCUGUCAGUGAAUGACUGUGGCCAAGCCUUGUCCUGUCGGCAGGACAUCGACCUCGACAUUCUCCGGAAUUUACAGACUUUGUGGCAUGAUGUUAAGGCCGAGGAUUUGAUUCAAAGGCUUCUAUGCAUUGAACCGACCCACGAGCGAAUGUUCUACAAUGCCUUGGCAAAAUUUCGCGAUGAGCAGCUAGAGAACUAUCAAGGACAGCCUCUAGAGUACUCGGCUAGUGACUAUCACCAUAUCUCCCGCACCAGUGGUAGAGUUCGCCGAGGCCGUAGUCAGACAGGCCAGGGUAGCUCCAAGCGUCGCGCACAGUGCCCAUCUGUUAAAGAGGUCCCUCGUCGUGCCAACUCCUUCAAGGAACCGAUGUCCUCGGGUACAAUGGAGACAUAUGAUCCAUACCGGUCACCCAAGAACGGCGGUACAGUCUCUGAAGCCCAUUAUGCCCAUAUUACUGUCCACCGAGAGUCAUCAAGGCAAUCUGAAGCUAUGUUAUCCUCGCCAAGGGUGAAGCCUCCCCCUUCCAUUGCGGAGGAGCAAGAGCCAGAAGAAUUGGAUGGGCCAGAUGGCUCACCAUUCACUGUGCUUCAGAAGCGCAAGCACGGGCCCAGCUCAAUGAAGUCUUUCGUCUCUUCCAAGGUACCUCAUUCCAGCUCCCGGGCUCGCGGAAUUUCGACACAUUCCAUGAGCUAUCGUCGUAACGUUUCCUUCCAUCACACGCGCAACCGCUCUCAUGGCUCUACAACUGCCAAAUCGAAGAAGAGAAAGAUUGCUCCACCAAAUCAGAAGAACGAGCUUAAGAGGUCACCGAGCACCUGCAGCUUGCAACUUAUGGCAGAUGGUCUCGAUCUCCCGGACAUGCCAAGUAGCCCAGCUCUACCAGCGCAGCCAACUAUGGUCCGAGGAAAUGGUCCAAAGGUGAAGAGCAUGGGACAAGCCCGAAAGGUUCGCGAGUCAGACUACACAUGGAAGGAGGACACUCGAAAAGUCUCCCAUGAGCUCAGCCAGAUCUGCGAGGAGGCAUUCAAUGGAAGCUCCGUUACAACCAUUCGUACUACGAGCGGUGGUUCUGGAUACGAAACACCGGCCACUCCAGUUUCAAUGGCCAGCCCUGAGCAAGUUCAGGCUACUUCGACGACCCCAGUGUCUAAUACUUUUCAGGAUUCAUCCCAAUCUUACAAUAUUAAGGUGCUUACCGAGACACGCCAGAAGUUCAUUGAGCACAGCCGGGGCCGAAAUGAUAAUAUUCCUGCCUAUCUUUCUGGUGUUAUCACUCAUCUCGAUCGCUUGAUUGAACAAGACCAGGCUCAGAAUGGUAGACGGAAAGAGUUGGAUGUAGGAUCUUUACAAGAUCCUUUCGUCACAUCGCCCAACGAACCCGCAAGCACCGCCUGCGCCCCUAGUGAGAAGAGUCCCCGACGUAAGCAAAAGCCACGGACUUCGCUUGCAACAUCUCAUGGAGACGAUGCUAAAAGGACUAUUCGGAUGGUACCACACAGCUCAAUGACCUGCAUGGAGGAAGUCAAGCCCCUGACCAUUCGGAAGAACCAUGGUAAAUCUGCUUUAUCGGAUGUUCAAGAAUUUACUACUAGUGACUCUCCGAGCGGCGACCACAACUUCUCCAUUGGGUCUCGACAUGCUCGUCAACCUUGUGGCCUGGCUCCCAUUGAAGAAGUUCCUCUGUCCCCGAAGAAAACAACAGCCCGGGCCCCCGAAGGAAAGAAAUGGUCAUGGUUCAAGCAUCGUCCUCAGGGCUCAGAUUCUCCUCCUGCUCUCCCACCCAAGGAUAGGCACCUCAUUAUUCCCAGUGGAGGAACCACUGUGCAUACUCCAAUUACCCUCGAGCCCUCUUCUCCUCCUAAAAAUGAGAAUACAGAGCGAGUCGCAAAACGAAGGCCAUCCAUAGAUCGCUUUGGUGGUGGCUUUUUCAAAAAACUCCUGACCAAAAAGUCCAGCCAGAAUAUGCAAGAACCCCCUGCUAACAAGGAAAAAGAUAUCCAAACCACACCAACCAAGGAUAAUCGCUACUCUUCCCUGAUGUGCAAGGGACUUGCAGACACCGACAGUUCCACUGAAGCUGAUGAUUUGCCUAACCCAAUCCCCCACAAGCGCCGCUCAAUUGCCAAUCACAACUGGUUUGCCCGAGUUUUCCAGAUCAGGCCUGCUACACAAGUCAUUGCAUUGAACACAUCAAAGGCCAAGGGACGCAAGGAACUCUACAAGCUACUUCGCGAGUGGCGCGACUUCGGCAUGGAGGAUGUGUACCUGGACAAGGCCAACAGUAUUGUUCACGGCCGUGUUAGCGAAGCAAAUUUCCUUCAUCUCCGAGAGGUUGAGUUUACUGCUGAGUUUUACACCGUUCUUGAGCAUGGCCACCAAGCCAAUCUCAGCUUGGUCCGCUUCAAACAGGAGCGUGGCGCCGCUUCAUCUUUCAACAAGGUUGUCGAGACUGUGCACAACACCCUCAUGCGCCGUGGCAUGGUUGUUGAGGACGCAUCUCGUGCAAAGAAGAUGUCGCGCGUUCUAGACUCCAUCCCUAACCGCAAAUAA
Messenger RNA from Penicillium griseofulvum, 3732 nucleotides. Its product is annotated as serine/threonine-protein kinase. Lineage: Eukaryota; Fungi; Ascomycota; Eurotiomycetes; Eurotiales; Aspergillaceae. The coding region runs from base 1 to 3732 and encodes 1243 amino acids. The record is from RefSeq and is a predicted model, not a curated record. Gene Ontology annotation, molecular function: protein serine/threonine kinase activity; ATP binding. Gene Ontology annotation, cellular component: cytoplasm. Gene Ontology annotation, biological process: protein phosphorylation; intracellular signal transduction. The transcript is spliced from 5 exons.